UGUAGGUUGAAAAUAAGGAGCGGUUAGGAAUCCCCUUCCUCCUCCUCCUGUCUGUUAUUCCUUUUUCAUUUGUGUUUGAUCUGAUUACUACAUUUCGUGGAUGCCAAUGCAGAGGAGGUUUUGUUGCUAUAUCUCAAUCUACGAUGUCGGGGGUUGUUGAAAGGGAGGAACGCCAAAUAUGCGCAAAUGGGGGUUGUGUGCAAACCGAUGCCAUUGAGGCAAAGCUCAAUGCCGGUAAUAUCGAUGACGCCGAAUCUGAUUUGCGUCAAGGUUUAUCACUCAAUUCCGAGGAAGCACGAGCUCUUAUUGGAAGACUGGAAUAUCAAAGAGGAAAUGUGGAAGCUGCUCUUAGAGUAUUUGAAGGUAUUGAUAUUGAAGCUGCAAUACACCACCUGCAGUCGAUUUCAACGACUAAAAAAUCACACACUCACUCCGAGUCCGGCCCACAGCAGGGUGCCAAUCUGGUGCUUGAAGCCAUAUAUUUGAAAACCAAGACACUGCAAAAACUUAAUAGGAUUAACGAUGCUGCUGAAGAAUGUAAAAAGGUGCUUGAUGCAGUAGAGAAAAUAUUUCCACAUGGGAUUCCUGAUGCUUUUGUAGAAACUAAACUACAAGAAACAAUUAGCCGAGCUGUUGAGCUUCUCCCACAGCUAUGGGUUGAAGCGGGUAGCUAUGAAGAAGCCGUUUCUUCUUAUCGACGUGCUCUCCUCACUCAAUGGAACCUUGACAACGACAGCUGUGCACGAAUCCAAAACAAUUUUGCUGUCUUUUUGCUGUAUAGUGGAGUCCAGGUGGGCCCACCUGCAACAUCUAAACAAAUUGAGGGUACAUACGCUCCAAAAAACAAUUUGGAAGAAGCUAUUUUACUUUUAAUGAUCUUGAUGAGAAAAUUCUCUCUCGGGAAGGCAAAAUGGGACCCGGCUGUUGUAGAACACCUCACGUUUGCUCUGUCUAUUUGCAGCCAAACUUGUGUCUUAGCAAACCAACUUGAAGAGGUGAUUCCUGGAGUAAUUCAUCGUGUUGAUCUUUGGAAAAUGUUGGCGCUUUGUUGUAAUGGGAUAAAUCAAAAUAAAACCGCUCUUGAUUUGUUGAAGAAAGCACUUCAUAAACAUGAAAAACCAGAUGAUAUAACGUCACUACUGUUGGCUGCUGGAAUAUGCAGUGAAGAUGGGUUUCUUGCUGCACAAGGAAUCGAGUAUGCUCGAAGAGCGUUAGAUAGCUGUAAAAACAGAAACAAACAUUUGAAAGGUGUGUCUCUUCGGGUAUUGGGGCUUUGUCUUGGUAAACAAGCAAUCGUUUCGUCUUCAGAUUAUGAACGUUCGCGUCUCCAGUCAGAAGCAUUGAAAUCACUAGAAGAAGCCUUUGAGCUAGAGCCUGAAAACUCGGAACUGGUGUUUGAGCUUGCAAUUCAAUACGCGAUGCAUAGGAAUUUAAAUAAUGCUUUGAGGUUAUCAAAACAAUAUAUUGAUGUGACUGGGGGAUCCAUGUUACGUGGUUGGAGACUGCUUGCUUUGAUUUUAUCUGCACAACAACGGUUUCAGGAGGCUGAGGUGGUUACCGAUGCUGCUUUAGAUGAAACUGCAAAGUGGGAUCAAGGACCGCUUUUGAGAUUGAAAGCAAAACUGAGAAUUGCACAGUCCCGACAUUUGGAUGCAAUUGAAACUUACCGACAUUUACUUGCAUUGAUACAAGCACAAAAGAAAUCUCAAACCACACACCAGAUUGAAGAAGAUAGAGUAAACGAGUAUGAAGUCUGGCAGGGUUUAGCAAAUUUAUAUUCCAGUCUUGCUCGUUGGAAAGAUGCUGAGAUAUGCUUGGGGAAAGCUAGAGAAAGCAUAGAAUGCUCAUCAGAGACACUGCAUACUGAGGGAACAAUAUAUCAGAGACGUGGGGAGAUAGAUGAAGCAUUGGCCACCUAUGUUAAUUCUCUGUUAGUGGAGGCUAAUUAUGUACCUUCCAAGAUUAGCAUUGGCGCCAUUAUGUCAGAUCGUGGCUUGCCCAUGUUGCCAGUGGCUCGAACCAUGCUCUCAGAUGCGCUACGGCUCGAACCCACUAACCGUAUGGCUUGGCUUCACUUGGGAUUUGUUCAUAAACUUGAUGGACGAUUAUCUGAUGCCAUUGAUAGCUUUCAGGCAGCUUCCAUGCUUGAAGAAUCUGAUCCUAUCGAGAGCUUUAACUCAAUUCUUUGAAGCAACAAUGGUUAAAUAAAUUAAUUGUUCAUUCUUUUAGAUUGUGUUGACUCAUCUCUCACAUUUGUUUAUCUUGUAGCAAAUUGAGUGUAGCUAGGGUUUUUAUUGCA
Messenger RNA from Helianthus annuus (common sunflower), 2299 nucleotides. RefSeq names its product protein NPG1. Bases 144 to 2189 code for a protein of 681 amino acids. Lineage: Eukaryota; Viridiplantae; Streptophyta; Magnoliopsida; Asterales; Asteraceae. The record is from RefSeq and is a predicted model, not a curated record. Gene Ontology annotation, molecular function: protein binding. The transcript is spliced from 5 exons.